AUGUCCGCGUUCGGCAUGCGCCAGCGCCGUGUACGGACGAGGACAGAGGAAGAGAAGGCGACGAGGAAGGAGGGAACCAUGAAGAUGAAGCUGCAUCAAGACUCUUCCUCGCUCCCUGCUCAGUCUGCCAACCUGCAUGCUAAGACUUCCUUCUGUCCUGCAGCCAUGGCCACUAGCCUCGAGACCCCUCCUCCUCAGUCACCAUCGGACGAGCAUGAGAGUGUGGGGGUGAGAGUACCUCAGCAGGAGAUGUCGUAUGAAGAGAAAAGGCGGCAGAACAUCGCAAGGAACAAGGAGCUGAUGCGAGAGCUGGGGCUUCAAGACACCGCGAAGAAACUUGACCAGGGCAAAGAUAAAGCAAGGGUGAAGAAGAAGUCGAAGGACGACGACGAUGAAAGCUUCCAAGAAGACGAUGAUAUGAUGGAGGAGGAGGAGGAGGUGAAUGGCAAAAAGAGCUCUAGAGCAUCAAAGCAAGCAGCAACGAAGAGAGGCAAACUCCAGAUGAUGUUGGCAGGUCAGGCUGCUGAAACCGUUUGUGCAGAUUAUGGGAGAGAGAUUAUUGGAAGGGCGAUCAAGGUCUCAGUGUUCACCGUUGAAACUUCCAAGAAUGAAUGGCAUUAUGCAGAAAUCGUCGGGCACAGAUGGUUGAAGCUCGACGAGGAAGAAUUUCAUUUGUAUGCCAUCGAUGAUGUCCCGUCCUGCGACUCUGGAGAUGAGGAAGAAAAAGAUGACGAAAAUGCUUUGGAUGUGAAGAAGUUGAAGUAUGGAGUUUGUGUUGCAGCAAGCUGCUACGAGGAUGGAAAAAUCAUCACAGAAUAUGCAAGAUUGCUGAAGAAGACAACAGACAAUCAAUGGAAAGUCAACUGGUUUUUCACUUGCGAACAGAUUACAAACGCUGCGAGGGAGAGAUUUACAAAUUUUAUUGAUCCAAAGAAAGAUAUCUUCUUUUCAAUGUGCGAGGAUGAGGUAACACAAACGUGA
Guillardia theta CCMP2712 is the source of this 981-nucleotide messenger RNA. RefSeq lists its product as hypothetical. The record is from RefSeq and is a predicted model, not a curated record. NCBI's taxonomy places the organism in Eukaryota, Cryptophyceae, Pyrenomonadales, Geminigeraceae. The transcript has 3 exons. Bases 1 to 981 code for a protein of 326 amino acids.